GACGCCGGCGACCGUUAUUCCGUCAGGGACCACGCCCCCGUCGCGCACGCGCAGAAGCCCCUGCCCGGGGAACCGGGGUCAAAAUGGCGGCGCCUGUGGCGGCGGCGGCUUCGAGGGUCUUGCGACCUCUGUGGGCGCUUCGCUCGCAGGGGCCUGCAGCUGGCCAGGUGUUUUCUCGUAACUUUCACUUCACAGUUUAUGGAAAGAAAAGUGCAUCUGCUAAAGUAUCGGAUUCAGUAAGUCUUGAUUGACCUCUUAUCACCAACGAAUGGUAGCGAUUUGUCACGAUUGUAUGGUAGGUACGAAGUUGAUUACAGGGUUCUUGUAGCGCAGCGUUUGGUUUGUCCGAGGCCGGUUUUAACACAGCGUGUGUCACCAAGCUCUUCCCUACCAGGUCCCACACUGUUGCCGCGCAGGGUGGAAUCAAUGCUGCUCUGGGGAAUAUGGAAGAAGAUAACUGGCAGUGGCACUUCUAUGAUACCGUGAAAGGUUCGGACUGGCUGGGAGACCAGGAUGCCAUCCAUUACAUGACCGAGCAGGCCCCGGCUUCCGUCAUCGAGCUGGAGAACUACGGCAUGCCAUUCAGCAGGACUGAAGAAGGGAAAAUCUACCAGCGCGCCUUUGGAGGACAGAGCCUGAAGUUUGGGAAAGGGGGGCAAGCCCAUCGCUGCUGCUGUGUGGCGGACAGAACGGGCCACUCCCUCCUGCACACGCUCUAUGGACGGUCUCUUAAAUACGACACUAGCUACUUUGUGGAAUAUUUUGCCUUGGAUCUCCUUAUGGAAAAUGGAGCGUGUCACGGCAUUAUUGCCCUUUGCAUAGAAGAUGGCACCAUACAUCGUCUGAGAGCAAAGAACACAGUCAUCGCCACUGGAGGAUACGGGCGCACGUACUUCAGCUGCACAUCCGCUCAUACCUGCACUGGAGACGGCAAUGCAAUGGUCACGCGGGCUGGCCUUCCCUGCCAGGAUCUGGAAUUUGUGCAGUUCCAUCCCACAGGCAUCUACGGGGCUGGCUGCCUUAUUACCGAAGGCUGUCGUGGCGAAGGUGGCAUUCUUAUUAACAGUGAAGGCGAGAGGUUCAUGGAGAGAUAUGCCCCAGUUGCCAAGGAUCUAGCUUCCAGGGAUGUUGUAUCACGUUCUAUGACCAUUGAGAUACGUGAAGGAAGAGGAUGUGGGCCUGAGAAAGACCACGUAUACCUGCAGCUGCACCACCUGCCCCCUCAACAGCUGGCCACACGGCUUCCGGGGAUUUCGGAGACUGCUAUGAUAUUUGCUGGGGUGGAUGUCACCAAAGAACCCAUUCCUGUUUUGCCCACUGUGCAUUACAAUAUGGGCGGGAUCCCUACAAACUACAAAGGACAGGUGAUCACGCAUGUCAAUGGCCAAGACCAGGUGGUGCCAGGCCUGUAUGCCUGUGGUGAAGCAGCAUCCGCAUCUGUCCAUGGGGCCAACCGCCUGGGGGCAAACUCUCUCUUGGACUUGGUGGUCUUUGGCCGUGCGUGUGCGCUGAGCAUUGCAGAAUCCUGCAAACCUGGAGAACCAGUUCCGUCAAUUAAACCAAAUGCUGGGGAAGAAUCUGUCGCAAACCUGGACAAAUUGCGCUAUGCCAAAGGAAACAUCAGGACAUCCGAACUGCGGCUUAACAUGCAGAAGACCAUGCAAACCCAUGCUGCUGUGUUCCGUACAGGCUCUAUCCUCCAGGAGGGCUGUGAGAUACUGAAUGGCAUCUAUAAGGAUUUGGAUGAUCUGCAGACAUUCGACAGAGGGAUAAUCUGGAACACCGACCUGGUGGAGGCUUUGGAACUUCAAAACCUGAUGAUCUGUGCGUUACAUACUAUUUAUGGUGCUGAAGCUCGGAAAGAGUCGCGUGGUGCUCACGCUAGAGAGGACUACAAGGUUAGGAUAGAUGAAUACGACUAUUCCAAACCAAUCCAAGGGCAAGAGAAGAAACCAUUCGAACAGCACUGGAGAAAGCACACCCUCUCCUAUGCAGAUAUCGGGACUGGGAAGGUGACUUUGGAAUACAGACCUGUCAUUGACCACACUCUAAACGAAGAAGACUGUGCCGCGGUUCCACCGGCUAUUCGUUCCUAUUAGUGAUGUGAUUCACCUUUUGCUAUCUGAAAACUGCUUGGUGUGGAUGAAUAUCCCAUUAGCCAACCAUUAACGCACAACAGUGGAUGAAACUACAUCAACUCCAAGAGUCUGCUCCAUAACACAGAAUACCGGAAGCUUUAUUUUGGCAGUCGCUUCAUGUGUGAUAAAACUUAUAAAUACUCCAUUCACGUGUCAAUAAAUAAUCUAAUGGGACGUACACAUGCUAGUCAGUUUCUUGUUUUCUGUGAUUAUCUCAAGCUCUGCACAUAGGGUAUUGUCUUGAUUCUGACUGUUCUUUUUGUAUUAAUUUGCUUAAACAUUUAAAAGCAGUUAUUGAGAAUUUGUUGAAAUGAAACAAGAUUUUACGGCACAAUCCAGGAGAAUUAAUUGUGCUUAAGCACAAAACCACUGGGUUGCUGUCUUAUAUCUGUUCUCUAUAUUGUAUGCUAUUUAAUUUAUGGCAAUUUUAACAUGAAUUGUGAAGUUUUGCAACGAACCAUAGCAGUUAUGUUAACAGGUUGAUAGGUCUUCUGUGUAACCCACUAAAUAUUUCUUUCUCAUUUUUCAAGGUAACACAAUAUAUUGUUGAAACAACAACAUACCAUGUUUAUACCAUGGUAACAUUCUUAACAGACACAUUAAAAAACUUAAAUUCAUAGGAGAGCGUUGUUGGGAAUCUAUUCCUAGAAUGGGUUAUAAAAUGAAUCUUUCUGUCAGAGGUAUAAUACCAAUGGGAUUUCAGCUACAGUUCAUUAAAUAUAUAUGUUAAAAAAUUCUA
Messenger RNA from Sphaerodactylus townsendi, 2877 nucleotides. It is a transcript of the gene SDHA, whose product is annotated as succinate dehydrogenase complex flavoprotein subunit A. Lineage: Eukaryota; Metazoa; Chordata; Lepidosauria; Squamata; Sphaerodactylidae. The record is from RefSeq and is a predicted model, not a curated record. Gene Ontology annotation, molecular function: electron transfer activity; flavin adenine dinucleotide binding; succinate dehydrogenase (quinone) activity. Gene Ontology annotation, biological process: tricarboxylic acid cycle; mitochondrial electron transport, succinate to ubiquinone. The transcript has 15 exons.